This is a messenger RNA of Penaeus vannamei (Pacific white shrimp), 810 nucleotides long. The record is from RefSeq and is a predicted model, not a curated record. NCBI's taxonomy places the organism in Eukaryota, Metazoa, Arthropoda, Malacostraca, Decapoda, Penaeidae.
AUGAUUGAGGUGGAGUGCACGGCAGGCUUUGAUGGAGGGCUGCCGCAGACGUUCUUCAUGGAGGUCUACGACUCGAGCACCUCUGCCCUCCACCGCAACCUGUCUUCGUCGGAGCCCGUGUUCGUGCUGACCUCGCUGCGGCCGGGUCUUGCCUUCCUCAUGGUGACCUAUGCGGCCAAUAGCAAGGGCAGGAGCGCCUCCUUCAAGCUGGAGACGUUCACCUUGAAAGUCGCUGAGAAGAGGACAGGCCCCCCCACCCUCUUCGAAUUCACCCCCGUGUUGGGCGUGGUCAUCGGCGUGGUCCUCGCCCUCAUCCUCAUGGCCCUCGUCAUCAUGGUGGUCAUGAAGAUGCGCAGGCCGAGUCCGGGGCUCAACGGGGCGCACGGCUCGAACGAGGAGCUCAAGGGCGACCUGGAGAACAAGCCCCUGAACGUGGGCGUGCUGGGCGGAGGGCCGAGGGUCAAGGAGAGCGCGAGCGUGGGCGAGAGCGAGGACAACGACCCGGACAUCAUUCCGCACAAGACAGAUGUCAUGACGUACCAGGACUACGAGAGUAUAGACAGGAAAGGGCCCGGACGUGGAGGAACAAAUAUUGAGAGUGUACCGUCAGUACGCACUCUACCCCACACGGUCAUAGACACUUCAAUCCCACAGACACCCGGCCUUCAGCUUACCAACACCUUAUGCGGCACAGCAAUCAUCAUUUUACACUCCAGGUUAGUCUACGAAAUAAAGAAGGAAUUGCAAGCGGUCACAGCAUGCACCACUCCCCAAGCAUGGGACACAGAGUCAAAGCAUGAGAACUUUUAG